This is a messenger RNA of Microcebus murinus (gray mouse lemur), 2616 nucleotides long. Its product is annotated as NKG2-A/NKG2-B type II integral membrane protein-like. The record is from RefSeq and is a predicted model, not a curated record. Gene Ontology annotation, biological process: stimulatory C-type lectin receptor signaling pathway; positive regulation of natural killer cell mediated cytotoxicity. Lineage: Eukaryota; Metazoa; Chordata; Mammalia; Primates; Cheirogaleidae.
GCUAGUCAAACCUCUAUAUUGUCGAAUAUGAAAAUAAUUUCUAGAGGCACUUGAAAAUGGACAAACUAAAUGACACUAGGAGCCCAAAGUCUCCUCUAUUCUGGAGGUCUGUGAUGAGAUCAACUGAAUUCAAAAUAGCCCAAGUGUGAGAAUUUCCUGUUCAGACCCUAAAGUGACACAUUGAUGAGAAAUCUCCCUUCUCCACUCUUGCCUCGCUCUGAGCCUUCACAGAGCAUUCUGCAGAGAUCACAGACAUUUCUUCUUUCUUAUCAAGAGGAGCCUGGACACUCCACUAAAGGCUGCAGGACAUUCUGGGGACAGAAGCUGCAGAGAUGAAGAACCAGAAAGUAACCUACUCAGGACUGAACCUGGCCAAGGACCCAAAGAGGCAGCAAAGAAAAUCUAAGGGUGAUAAAAGCUCCAUUUCAGUAACUGAACAGGAAAUAACCCAAGUGGAAUUAAACCUUCAAAAUGCUACUUCAGGGGAUCUUCAGGGGAAAGAGAAGACCUGCUACUACCAAUUUUCACUGCUACCUCCAGAGAAGCUCACUGCUGAGAUCCUGGCCAUCAUUUGCACUGUCCUAGUGGGCUCUGUGUUAAAAAUGAUAUUAAUAGCUCACAUUCCCUGUACAUUAACACAGAAGCCAAACAUUUCUUUUCAGGCUAUAAGAACUCAGAAAGCAUACGGUUGUGGUCGUUGUCCAGAAGAGUGGCUCGCAUAUUCCACCAAUUGUUACUACAUUAGUAAGGAAACAAAAACUUGGGAUGACAGUGUGAAGGCCUGUGCUUCUAAGAACUCUAAUCUGCUUUAUAUAGAUAAUGAAGAAGAAAUGAAAUUUCUGAGCUCCCUUUCAAAGAAAGCGUGGAUUGGAGUCUUUCGUAACAGCAGUGAGCAACCCUGGGUAUCAAGAAAUGGGUCAACUUUCAAACUUAAAAUAGAGGAAUCAAUACCUGGUAAACAUAACUGUGCUGUGCUACAGUCACCCAGUCUUCACUCAGGUGGAUGUGAAUCUACAAAAACAUAUAUUUGUAAGCAUGAGUUUUAGAAGUAAAGCACCUGAUUUUGGAGUCGGCCAGGUAAUAUUAUGUUUUGUGAAAUGGAAAUAAUAUUAUGAUUUCAUCAGUCAAUGAAUUGUAAUUUGUUUAGUAAUGAAAAGAUAUUCAAAAAUAAUAUUUGUAGAAUAAUGCAGACAAUAGAAAGAACAGGAUAUCGUCGCUUUUGUGUCUGUUUUUUUGUUUGUUUGUUUGGGUUUUUUUGCUCAACAUUGUACCCGUGGCAUUCAUGUGUUCAAAAAAUUGCAUGUUAUGGGCAUCUGUCUACAUGAAAUAUCAAGAAUGGGCGAACCCUUAGAGACUGAAACAGGAAUAGUCAUGAAAGGCUAAGUUCGGGAAGUUGGAAUAGGAAGUGACCACUAAUUGCUACACUUUUUUGGGUGAUGAAACUUUUCCAAAUUUUGGAAGUACUUUUGUUGUAACUCUGUAAACAUACUAAAAUUAACUGAUUUAUAUACUUUAAAUAGAUGAAAUUUAUGCUAUUUACAUAACAUCUCCAUAGCACUUAUUUGGAAAUAGCUCUCCUGCAAUUAUGUUUGGGACUGCAUUAUUCUUUAAAGUCAUAUUCAAAGAUUAGGCUUCUGUAUAAAGUUAACUUUUCCUAUCAAUGUCAUGCUAUGUACAGCAAUAUAUUACGUUUUCUUUCAUUUCUUUCUAUCAUAUUUUGUAUUGAUUGGUAUUGAAGUCAUACAGAAAUCUAGAUAUUUCUCAUUUAUGCCUUUAUGAAUAGCAACCCCAUUUUAAAAUUUUCUUUAGUUAUUUUGUUGCUGUAAAUAGAAAUACAAUUGACAUUUGUACGUUGAUCCCAUAUUAAGUUACUUCAUUGAUUUUAUGUAUUAACUCUACUACUUCAGGUAUAGGAUUUCUGGAUUUUCUAUAUAAACUAACUACUAUUUUUCCUCUAAUAACCACACUUUUAUUUUUUUCCUGAUGCCAUAAAUUUUUUCUUUAUUUAUUUUCACUGUCUAGAAUUUUAUUUUCUAUGAUGAAGAGAAAGCACAAUAAUGGUUCUAUGUAUAUCAUAUGUGUUAUUUCCUGUUUUUGAUGAGAAGAUUUCAACAUUUCAUAUUUUUGAAUUUUCUUAUAACUUUAGCAUAUUCAAGCAGUUUUAUAAUAUUCCCAUUUUCUACCAGGUUUUGCUUUGAACCCUGGUUACAUUUUAAUACUUUUGCGUCAAUUGAAAUCUUAUAUAUUUUCUCCAUGUAAUGUUUAUAAUCUAAACCACUUUUAUUUUCUUUAAAUGUUCAAUAAGUUUUGGAUUUCUGAGAUAAAAUCAUACUGGUCAUUCCAUAUUAUUCCUUUAAUGUAAAUCAGUAAAUAUAUUACAUUAGAGUAGCAUUUCUUUCAUAAUCCGUGUUCACAAAGAGAUUCUAUUAUGUUUUUACUAUUUUACUAUUCUAUUAUGUUUUUACUGAUUGCUACAUACUUGAAAGUUCGUGCUAUCAAGACAACACUGGGAAGCAUGGACAUUAAAUUGUAUUUAUAAAAUGAUUUCAUACUUUUUGUUAUCUGCUAAAACUAUAAGAUAUUCUUACAUUUAAUCUAGAAAAAAUUUUGUGUCUU